Phytophthora sojae is the source of this 675-nucleotide messenger RNA. RefSeq lists its product as hypothetical. NCBI's taxonomy places the organism in Eukaryota, Oomycota, Peronosporomycetes, Peronosporales, Peronosporaceae. Bases 1 to 675 code for a protein of 224 amino acids. The record is from RefSeq and is a predicted model, not a curated record. Gene Ontology annotation, cellular component: membrane. Gene Ontology annotation, biological process: metal ion transport; transmembrane transport. Gene Ontology annotation, molecular function: metal ion transmembrane transporter activity. The transcript is spliced from 3 exons.
AUGGCGCUGUCGACGACGCUCAGCGUCUCCGGUGGAGUCACGGUGUUCAUGUCCCUCGUCAUCCUCUUCGGCUUCUCCUCGUGGCUCGCCGCAACGGUUUGCCUGGGCGUUGGGAUUUUGAUCGUCUACGCGGUGGACUUAGUGGUGCAGAAGCUCACGCCUGGGCAGGGCUUCGUCAAGAUGGACGAGGCCGCCAAGCAGAAGCUGCAACUCAUGGGCAUCCUUAGUGGCAUCGCCAUCGCGCUGCACAACAUCCCGUCUGGGAUCGCCACGUUCACCGCUGGACUAGAAGACCCCGCGUUCGGACUCCCCAUGGCCAUUGGAGUCGGCCUUCACAACAUGGCGGAGGGUGUUGCCGUCGCAGCACCGGUGUAUUUCGCGACAGGCAGCAAGUGGAAGGGAAUCAUGUGGUGCAUCAUUGCUGCAGUUGCUGAGCACAUCGGGGCCUUCAUCGCGUUGCUCAUUGUGGGGAAGGAGGUCCGCGACUUUGCCCAAGCCACGCUGUACGGCAUUGUGGCCGGAAUGAUGUCCACGAUCACGAUGAAGGAGAUCUUCCCCACCGCGUAUACGUACGCUAAUGGCCGCAUCUACCUCGUCUCCAAUGGCGGACUCGCCGGAAUGAUCCUCAUGGCGUUGAGUCUAUCGUUCUUCAAGCACGUGGGAGUAGGCAAGUAG